Molecule: messenger RNA, 772 nt
Organism: Pistacia vera
Lineage: Eukaryota; Viridiplantae; Streptophyta; Magnoliopsida; Sapindales; Anacardiaceae
Exons: 2
Coding region: 190-684 (164 amino acids)
Source: RefSeq, a predicted model, not a curated record
CAAUCUUCCUGUUGCAGGACAGAUAGGGAUGCUGAAGGGGAAGAGUUAUUUCUUCCAUAUCCAGCCACUCCUGAUACUCAGCCCAGUUCUGGCUCUCAGCAGUUGACUGGGAAGACAACAACAACAAAAUCAAAGGUCAGGAAACAAUCGAACUCCACAAGUAAGGCUCAGAAUGCACCAAGAUCCUCAAUGCAACAGUCUGUUCUUCCAAGUGCUGUGCCUCCCGCGCAAUUUGGGAUGAUGGGGUAUGCCUCUAUUCAAAAUCAUGGAAUAGCACCAUUUCAGUCUAUGCCAUCGCAGACUCAUGCCGAUACCCCUCUAGUAUCAAACCAAGUAUUUCCUAACUCUGCUACUAAUGUGUCAUACCGCAAUCAAUCCCCCUAUCAUAUAUUCCCACCACAGCCUGCAAAUACUUUCAUGCCAAUGAUGUAUUGGCCUCCACCAAGUGCAUUUCCUCCUAGUCCCUACCCAACUACCUAUGGUUACCGGUCUUUUCCAUCAACUGCAAAUUACAUCUCAAUCCAUCCACAGCCUUAUAAUAAUCAUCCCUCCAGCAGUCCAUUUGUCCCUAAGAUGGUAGAAGGUAGUGCAAAGAAUAAUGCGGCUCUGGAGGAACCUGAUAGCGAUUCAGAUAACUCUUCAAGCAGUACAGAACCAAAAGAGCCAUUAGCAAGCUGCAACUAAUGCACCAGCUGAACAUAGUGCAAUUUUGUAAAUGAACCUCCUUCGGAAAAAAAAAUAUCUUAGCAAAAGAGAUGCGAUGUAAUGCAUA